AUGUGUCCUAAUGCUAAGUGCCGAAACAGGCACUGCUUUCGUCGAGCCGCUCUGCGGGCCGCCUCAGCCCAGACAGCCAGGACCGCCAUCGUUAGCAAGCGAGUCGUUCCUUUCCUUGCUGCUGUACCUGCGACGGUGGCCAGGUCGGCCGCACUACCCAUUGCCCGAGCGUUCUCUGUGUCCCGGACACUCGCCAAUCUCGAAGAGAACAGUGACACCUCUACAUUGCAACAAGAGUCUACAGAGGAGCAACACAAGCAGAAGCUCGAACCACCCAAUGGCAUUUUUGUUAAGAACCUGGUGUUCGAUGCUACCGAUGAGCAUCUGAGCGAAGCCUUUUCUCAGUAUGGCAAGGUUGUUCAGGCCACUGUCGCGCGGGAUCCUCGUGGGUUGAGCAGAGGGCAAGUCUCACUUUCCUGGCGCACGCUACUGGAAAAACGACAUAUCUGCUUUGGAUUCGUUUACUUUGAACAACCAGAAGAGGCACAAAAGGCGUGCAAUGAGGCCGAUAACACCUUUUGGCACGGGCGACGGAUAGGUGUCGCUCCCCGGGUUAAGAAGACCAAGGCAGAACCUAAUCAAUCCGGGGGGCGCGAUCCUACUCCGCAUCUCUUCAUCGGUAACAUCCCGUACGAGACUACCGAUGCGGACCUCAACAGGCUCUUCCAGUCUCUGGAGAACCUCGAGGACGUGAGGAUCGCUGUUGACCGCAGCACGGGAUGGCCUCGCGGGUUCGCACACGCAGACUUCAAGGAUGUGGAGUCCGCCGCCAAGGCUGUGGAGCAUAUCAAGACGAUGGAGUUGAUGGGCAGGAGCUUGCGAGUGGACUAUUCAAGCCCUCCCAGGUUCAAAACUAAAAAUCGGAGCACGCAAAACAAUGAGGACUCUCGGUAUUGA
Pyricularia pennisetigena is the source of this 897-nucleotide messenger RNA. RefSeq lists its product as uncharacterized. Lineage: Eukaryota; Fungi; Ascomycota; Sordariomycetes; Magnaporthales; Pyriculariaceae. The record is from RefSeq and is a predicted model, not a curated record. Bases 1 to 897 code for a protein of 298 amino acids. Gene Ontology annotation, molecular function: RNA binding. The transcript has 3 exons.